AUGGUGAAGGUCCGGUCAUCCUCCAUGGAUGUCUCACAAUCAAGGCUCUACAGCUCGAACCUCACGUCGUCUUCGUCAAGCCUCCGACGUGCCCGUGUCCGUCGGAUCUUUACAAUCUCCGCCUUCUCUAUCUUCUUUACAUCCGCAGGCUUCCUCCUUGCCACGGCGCCGGCCAUCGCAUCAAUCGUCGCUCUCAUAUCAGCUCCCACAGAUGCAGAUUCCGUGGCCUUAUACCACACAGCUGAUGACGUUGCCGCUGGGAUCAACGAAUACAUCAACAGCCAUCCAUUGUCUCGAUCCCUACGUGCGAAUUCAGCUUGGACGGAGUCGCGGCCGCAUUUGCGGUACCCGGAGUCCCAACGCAAGCAUAGCUUAACAGCAGCCACAUUGAUUGGCCCUGGCAGAAUACCGGUUCCGCCACUAGUCUUUCUCGAGGAGGGCAAGAGUCUUCUAUCUAUAUCAUAUCUCAGCACAGAUCUUUGCGGACACGUUGGUAUAAUUCACGGAGGCUUGCUAGCGACACUGCUGGAUGAGGGACUUGCGAGAUGUGGAUUUUCAGCGCUGCCGAACAAGAUUGGGGUAACCGCGAAUCUGAAUAUCAAUUAUCGUAAUCCGGCACCUGCAGGGUCAUACGUGGUACUGAAAGCAGAAAUGACGAAGGUUGAAGGCAGGAAAGUUUGGGUGAAGGGAAGGAUAGAGCUGCUAGGAGACACAGUAGAGCCCGGAAAACUGCUGGUCGAGGCUGAAGGCUUGUUCAUCGAGCCAAAAUAUGCAAAAUCAUUACCAAAAUUGUUCGCGAAUCAAAACAAAUGA
Messenger RNA from Letharia columbiana, 813 nucleotides. RefSeq lists its product as uncharacterized. Bases 1 to 813 code for a protein of 270 amino acids. The transcript has 3 exons. NCBI's taxonomy places the organism in Eukaryota, Fungi, Ascomycota, Lecanoromycetes, Lecanorales, Parmeliaceae. The record is from RefSeq and is a predicted model, not a curated record.